AUGGGAUCGGCGCUUGCAGACUUGGCAAGCCAAAGAGCGGGCAGUCAAGGGGCAAGGAGUCGUUCCCCACUGUCUGCACCGCACAGACUGCACGAGAGUCACCCACACCCAGGAUCUGCAAGAGAGACACCCUCAGACACAGACCCAGACAGCUCCUCAUCAAGCGAGCACUCCUUUGAUAUGAGAACUGGAGCCAUUGUGAUAGAUAUUGGCACAGGGAGCUUUAAAGCUGGGUUUGCUGGACAACAGAAACCUACAUCUGAAAUCGGCACCUUGGUGGCCUGUCCUUCAAGGUCAUCCCUGGAGUCCACAAGGAUUCAGCCUCAGACCUUCUUUGGGGAGGAAGCCUUCCUUCAUGAUGAUGUUGACACUAUCGGACUUACGCAGAGCGGCAUCAUCAUCAAUUGGGAGGCAGCCGAAAUCCUGUGGCAGCACAUGUUCGACCAUGACCUCAUGGUCGCUCCUGAGGAGCACGCUUUACUCAUCACAGAUCCCCCGCUAAACCCCAGCACCAACCGAGAGAAGCUGGUGGAGAUGGCGUUUGAGUCGCUGCACUCCCCCGGAAUUUACAUUGCCUCUCAGUCCGUCCUCUCUGUGUACGCCCACGGUCAAACCAGCGGUUUGGUCGUGGAUGCAGGCUAUGCCGUGACCCACACGGUACCUGUUGAUGAGGGUUACAGCCUAUCGCAUGCAGUUGAGAGGAUGGAUAUCGCCGGAUCCCACAUGACACAUUACUUGAUGAAGCUUCUCAGGGACUCCGGGUACAUGCUCAGUGAAGCCAUGACCCAAGUCAUAGAAGACAUCAAGCACAAAUGCUGCUAUGUUGCUUCUGACUUUGAAAAUGAAUGCUACCUCCCUGAGGCCUUCUACACAGUGGAUUUCCCCUUGCCAGAUGGUCAGACCAUCAGUCUUGGGAAAGAGAGGUUCCAGUGUCCGGAAGUGCUCUUCAACCCCCCUCAGGCACGUGGGAUUCCUUACGUGGGAAUUCACGAGAUGACCCAGAGAAGUCUAAACAAACUACCAGAAGCAGUCAGGGAAAAAAUGUGCCAAAACAUCCUCCUGUGUGGAGGGUCCUCUCUCUUCGAGGGACUAGAGAAGAGGUUUUCUGGUGAACUCCUCCAAAAAAUGCCCUCUCAGGCCAAAAUCAGAGUAUCUGCCAUCCCCCUGAGGAGAUAUUCUGCCUGGAUGGGGGGGUCUAUCCUCGCCUCCCUGAAAAACUUCCAGUCAUUCUGGAUCCGAAAGGAGGAUUACAGUGAACAUGGACCAUACAUUGUCCAUCAGAAAUGCUACUAA
Molecule: messenger RNA, 1293 nt
Organism: Nothoprocta perdicaria
Lineage: Eukaryota; Metazoa; Chordata; Aves; Tinamiformes; Tinamidae
Gene: ACTL9
Product: actin like 9
Exons: 1
Coding region: 1-1293 (430 amino acids)
Biological process (GO): axonogenesis; cell motility
Cellular component (GO): membrane; cytoplasm; axon
Molecular function (GO): protein kinase binding; nucleosomal DNA binding
Source: RefSeq, a predicted model, not a curated record